Messenger RNA from Lingula anatina, 2488 nucleotides. RefSeq names its product tartrate-resistant acid phosphatase type 5. Gene Ontology annotation, molecular function: acid phosphatase activity. The record is from RefSeq and is a predicted model, not a curated record. Lineage: Eukaryota; Metazoa; Brachiopoda; Lingulata; Lingulida; Lingulidae.
AUGUUAUGGGGUAAUGGCUGACGGGAUGUUAUGGACUUUUGAGAGGAUUUAUGUUUUGCUGAUUACUUUGUGUUUUAGUUAUAGUAACGUUAUAACAGAAACAGCAGUUGAAAAUGAAGAACUAAACUUCCUGGUUGUCGGAGACUGGGGUGGGCAGCCACAUUAUCCCUACAGUUCACGCAUACAGCGGGCAGUGGCCAAACAGCUGGGGAAAGUAGCAGAUGAGGUCAAUAGUCAGUUUGUUAUUUCAGUAGGAGACAACAUUUAUUUUCGAGGUGUCAGGAAUGUGGAGGAUGUGAGAUUUAAGGAAACAUUUGAGGAUGUGUUCACACACGAUGCAUUACAAACACCCUGGUAUGUUAUUCCUGGAAACCAUGACCACAGGGGCAAUAUCUCAGCUCAGAUACUCUACACUCACAGAAAAGACACCUCAGGAAGAUGGUACAUGCCAGACCACAAUUACACAAUAACAGUUCCUAUUGGUAAUGGUGCAGGGAAUCUAACCCUCAUUAUGUUAGAUACCAUAGUGCUGUGUGGGAACACAGGAACUCAUUAUGAAGGGGAACCCCCACUUGGCCCUGCUGAUCCAAAAAAGGCAGAUGCUAUGUGGCAGUGGAUUGAGGAAACUCUGAAAAGUGCCAACAGGUCAACUUAUGUUGUGGUGGCAGGUCAUUUUCCCACCUAUUCUAUUGGUUACCAUGGUCCUACUACUUGUCUAAGGGACAGGCUGCACCCCUUGCUGCACAUAUAUAAAGUAAAUGCAUAUUUGUGUGGACAUGACCAUAACUUGCAGGAUUUAUCAGUGACAGAUCACAACUGGACUGUGAACUAUUUUGUCAUUGGCUUUGGGGCAUUGGUAAAUCAUGACCGACACAAUGCCCCUCAUGUACCACAUAAUUCAUCAAAAUUCUUCUGGUCUGAUAUGCAGAGCCUAGGAGGGUUUGGGCUAAUCCAGGUGACACUGAACAGUAUGAAUGUUACUAUUAUGGAUUCUCUUGGAAAAGAUCUCCACCAUGUGACAAUAUUUCCAAGAGUUUCCAGAAGUUUUGAGGAAGAUCCCAAGGAAGAGAUUAUUCGAAUCCCUCAAGAUUGGCCAAUUAUGUGACUUUCCUUUUUGGAAAUUUUUGGUCACAAUGUGAUAUGUAUUAUUUAGAAGUUUAUAAACAUGUCAAAUGGUUAAUCUUUUAAUAAUGAAUUCAUUCAAUGUCAGUUUAAAUAAUUUUAAGUGGUAUUUUAUUUUUAUUUCUCACUUAUUAAUAAGUCCUGUUAAUGCCUUGUCCAUUUAUUUCUCACUAAAGUGUUAAACUUGAAAAUUACUGAUAAAACACAUUAUCUAACCAAUUCUACAUAAAUGAAUUUUUUGUACGAGUAAAAUGUUUACCUUUUUGGGUACUUUUAUAGAUGUCUCUAAAACCAUACUACAAUACAUAACUUUUCACUUUUUUGUGGAUAUUUGUGAUAUUUUCGGAUAUUAGGCUAUUAAAAGUCUCUAAAACAUCUGAAUCCAAUGACUGUGCCAUGGUAAGUAUGAAUCAAGUAAACAUGAUCUGUAAUUGUUCAUUGUGAUAAGCUGCAGCGUUAUAUUAUUGCUGUUUCCUUGCUACUAUUAUUAGUCUUUCAAGAGUUUCAUUAUCCUCCUCACGGUUCAUCAGAAGUUCACCAGUUUCCACUUUAAAGGCAGUGCUCUCAAAAUAUUUCUUAUGGCUAUCAUUAUAAGCAAUGCAAUUUUCUUGUUUGUUGGUAGGGUGAAGAGUUAAGACAAUAUAGCAUUAAGGCCUAUCAACAUGGGGAUUUUAUAGACAAAGGAAGCUCAUGAUAUAACAUCACGGUUGAUGCUUUAAAAGACCUAGCUUUCUGCAUCCAAAAUACAUAUCCAUUUGGACCGUGCAGGAUGAUAGAUGUGCAUCCUACCCUUUAUUAUCUUGCACUACAUUAGUGAGUCAAAACACCCCAUUCAUCUUCAGGAAUAUUCGUUUCUCCAAUCUUAUGUCAUAGAUUUUAUCCAGGCACUUGUUUUUUAAUGUAUAUGAAAGGCUUCUACACGUCCCUCAGAAGACAACCCAUAAUAAAAAAUAACUAAGCUGACUGCAGAAAAAUCAUUUGGUUGGAAGUUGUUCAAGCAAAUCUAUAGCAUGCCAAUCUGUCAAGAAUUUUGGCUGUGAUAAUUAGUAUUUUCAUCAAUAAUAAGUGCAAAAUGAUGUGACAAGAGGGAACUGAAUUAUCUGGUUACAUCACGUUUUGUGAUUUAGAGUAUGUUCUUGUCAUCGUAAAAAAUUUGCUGGUGUCUUGUUAAAAAUAUGUAAAAUGUUUUAAAAGGUGUGCAAAGUUACAAAACAGUUUUGUGAGUGAUGAACAACGUAUGUUUGUUAAUGUGUAUUUUUAGAUGUUAUUAGUUCACCAUUUUAUUUAUUUAUAUAUUGAUCCACUAGAUAAUUGAUUUAUUGAAUUUUUUGUAAUUAUUACUGAUUAAUAACACUGUUAGCUUGUU